AUGGGUUCGCGGUACGAGGUGGAGGUGACCGUGGGCGCGGCCCGGGACCUGAAGAACGUCAACUGGCGCAACGGCGACCUCAAGCCCUACGCCGUGCUCUGGGUCGACGCCGGCGCCCGCUGCUCCACCCGCGUCGACCUGGACAACAACGAGAACCCCGCCUGGGACGAGAAGGUCGUCGUCCCGCUGCCCCCCGCCAGCCGCCUCCAGGACGCCGUGCUCUACCUCGACGUCGUCCACGCCAACGCCGCCGAGGGCGUCAAGCCGCUCGUCGGCUCCGCCCGGCUCCCGCUCCGCGACGUCGUCGACGACGCCGGCGUCGGGGCCAAGGCGUCCAGGAACCUGAAGCUGAAGCGGCCGUCCGGUAGGCCCCAGGGGAAGCUUGACGUCCGCGUCGCCGUGAAGGAGCCGGCGAGGUACUACGAGUCCAACCCUGGCGCCUACCCGGCGCCCGCGGGGUACGGCUCCUCCCGUGAUGCCUAUGGUGGUGGGUACGGCGCUGGUGCGGGCGCGUACGGCGCCGCGGCGGCAGCUGGAGGCUACGGCGCGUACGCCGCGGCGGCGCCUCCGUCAGCUGGGUACCCCGGCUACGGCUCCACCGCGCCGGCUCCCCUGGCCGCAGCACCGUACGGCUCUGCUCCACCGCCCUACGGCGCCGCACCGCCGACACAGGGAGCAGGCGCGUACGGCUCCUCUGCUCCGGCUUACAGCGCCGCGCAGCCAGCUCCGGCGGCGGGGUACGGCACGACGGGGGUGGCCCUGGACCAGAGCGGCGGGAAGAAGAAGAAGGGGAUGGGCAUGGCUGGCGGGCUGGCGGUGGGCGCGGCGGCGGGCGUGCUUGGCGGGCUGGCGCUGGCGGGUGGGGCGAGCUACGUGGAGCACAAGAUCGAGGACCGCGUGACGGAGCGCGUGGAGGAGGACAUGUACGGCGCUUGCAAUGGCGGGUUCAUCAGGCGCAGGCGAAGAUCGAUGACACGAGCUCAUGCACGUCCUCCAUGA
Messenger RNA from Triticum turgidum subsp. durum (durum wheat), 999 nucleotides. NCBI's taxonomy places the organism in Eukaryota, Viridiplantae, Streptophyta, Magnoliopsida, Poales, Poaceae. The record is from the annotation of a GenBank genome assembly.